Messenger RNA from Phoenix dactylifera (date palm), 1677 nucleotides. Its product is annotated as serine carboxypeptidase II-3-like. Gene Ontology annotation, biological process: proteolysis. Gene Ontology annotation, molecular function: serine-type carboxypeptidase activity. The record is from RefSeq and is a predicted model, not a curated record. NCBI's taxonomy places the organism in Eukaryota, Viridiplantae, Streptophyta, Magnoliopsida, Arecales, Arecaceae. Gene Ontology annotation, cellular component: vacuole.
UAGACGAGAACAGAUACAGGAGACCCAAAGAGAGUGAGAGCAGUAGAGAAGAGAAAUAAUGAGGAGAGUGUUUUUGUGCUUGCUGCUAUGCUUCCUAGUAGGCAUAGAAGCAAGUGCUACUACUGGGCAGGGAGAUGCCCUCAACAAGCUCGUCUUUGAUGCUUUCAGAUUGGAAAGAAAAGCAGUUGGAAGUUCUUCUUCUUUUGCCGCCCCUCGCAUCUCCAAUCUACGAUCAAGAAACUACUCUCAACAAGGAUUGAAAGAGAACGACAGGAUCGAAUAUUUGCCCGGCCAGCCUGAUGGUGUAGACUUUGAUGAGUAUGCUGGCUAUGUCACCGUCGACCAAAAAGCUGGAAGAGCCCUCUUCUACUACUUCGUUCAGGCUGUUGGCGAUUCUUCUUCCAAGCCUCUACUUCUCUGGCUCAAUGGAGGACCGGGCUGCUCGUCCCUUGGGUAUGGAGCGAUGCAGGAGCUAGGACCAUUCCGUGUCAUGAGCGACGGCAAAACACUGUUUAGAAACCCAUUUGCAUGGAAUAGAGUGGCUAAUGUGCUGUUCUUGGAGAGCCCGGCUGGUGUAGGCUUCUCCUACUCCAACACCACCUCCGACUACAGCAAGGGAGGCGACCGCAGAACAGCCGAGGACAACUAUGUGUUCCUGGUGAACUGGAUGGAGAGAUUCCCAGAGUAUAAAGGCAGAGAUUUCUAUAUAGCUGGGGAGAGCUAUGCAGGCCACUUCGUACCCCAACUUGCCACGAUUAUUCUCCAACAAAAAAAUGCUGUCAUCAACCUUAAAGGAAUCAUGGUUGGCAACGCGGUGAUCAACGACGCAACUGACAGUAGGGGGAUGUUCGACUACUUAUGGACGCAUGCAUUGAUCUCAGAUGAGACCAUUGAUGCGAUCCACAAGUACUGCAACUUCUCGCCCAACACCACCAACCAGGAAUAUCGGUGUGGACAUGCGAUGUCAGUGGCCAGGGAGGUCUCCAGAACGCUUAAUAUCUACAACAUCUAUGCUCCUCUUUGCUCAGGCGGUAUCACCAAUACCCCGAAGAGGCUCUCGAUCAGGAACUUUGAUCCAUGCAGUGAAAACUACGUUUACGUGUAUCUGAACAGUGCUGAAGUACAACAAAAGCUUCAUGCUAAUGUUACCAAGCUCAACUAUACCUGGUCGGGUUGCAGCCAAGUGAUCCAACAAUGGUCAGAUAGCCCCUCGACAAUCUUACCACUUAUCAAAGAACUCAUAGAUAGGAAUAUACGAGUUUGGAUAUACAGUGGAGAUAUAGAUGGAAGAGUUCCUGUUACUUCAACAAGAUAUUCUAUCAAUCAACUAAUGCUCCUAGUGAAGACACAAUGGUAUCCAUGGUAUAUCGGAAGCAAGGUUGGUGGAUAUAGUGUGAGUUAUCAUGGUAAUUUGACAUUUGCAACUGUUAGAGGAGCAGGACAUGAAGUUCCAAGUUACCAAGCACAACAAGCACUUCAACUUGUAACAUUUUUCCUCAAAGGGCAUAUUCCCUAAAGCUAGUUUUGUAUAUAGUAAAAUAUUGUAAACUUGAAAGCACCUUAUUUACAAGUCUAGUUCCACUACAUCAUUAAUUAGUAACAUUUUCAAUCAUGUACUUGUUAUCAUUUCAAAAAUAAAUCUAUGGUGCAUAGCUAGAAUAUAGCUAAUUGCUUGCC